AUUUCGCGAGAGGUUAAAGAAAAAUGACCGAAAAUGCUUGGUUCGUCCUCGGAAGAGCUGCUAACGUUUCUUUUACAGUGAGGAUCUUCAACAUGCUGCUGGUGCGUCACGAGUGCAUAUACAUGGACGUCUCCAUUCUUCGCUGCGUUUGUUCUUUUAUCUCGUGCAAACGCCGUGAGCAAGAAGGUCACGAUGCGGACAGUAGGAGACAAGACAUACCAGAAUGUUGCGGAUUGAGGAAAAACUUACUGUUCUGAAUCAAAGAGCGACAACUUUCAACAAUAUUCCUGUGCAUAAGUCAAUUUUGACGACUUAGGUAUACAAAAUUAACUUGAUGCUUUUUUUACCAAGGAGACUAGACAAAUUUGAUCCUAGCCUCAAUUUUUAUUGUGACUUUUAUGGCUUUUUCCGUAUAUCCACUUAUACAAUUAUACAACGAAUAUGC
Acanthoscelides obtectus is the source of this 445-nucleotide messenger RNA. NCBI's taxonomy places the organism in Eukaryota, Metazoa, Arthropoda, Insecta, Coleoptera, Chrysomelidae. The record is from the annotation of a GenBank genome assembly.